Molecule: messenger RNA, 844 nt
Organism: Eurytemora carolleeae
Lineage: Eukaryota; Metazoa; Arthropoda; Copepoda; Calanoida; Temoridae
Product: palmitoyl-protein thioesterase 1
Exons: 9
Coding region: 17-844 (275 amino acids)
Biological process (GO): receptor-mediated endocytosis; protein depalmitoylation
Cellular component (GO): lysosome
Molecular function (GO): palmitoyl-(protein) hydrolase activity
Source: RefSeq, a predicted model, not a curated record
AGAAGAUAUAAUAAAAAUGAGGUUGUUAGGGGUUUGUCUCCUGGUGCAGGUUUUAACUGGGAGCAUUAUUCUCCAGGACCCAGAGCAACAAAGGCAGGACAGGACUCCUAUAGUUCUUUGGCAUGGUAUGGGGGACUCAUGCUGUAAUCCGUUCAGCAUGGGUUCGGUUAUAAACCUUCUUCAGGAGAAGAUACCAGGAGUAUACGUUCUCAGUUUAAUGAUAGGUAGUAAUGUGAUACAGGAUACUGAGAAUGGUUUCUUUAUGAAUAUAAACGAUCAGAUCUCUGAGGCCUGCUCCACAAUCAGAAAUGACUCCAGGUUGACAGGAGGGUUCCAUGCUGUUGGAUUCUCUCAGGGAGGAUUAUUCCUACGUGGACUUGUUCAACGAUGCGGAGAUCUCAAGGUUCGAAACCUAGUUUCAAUAGGUGGACCUCAACAAGGAGUGUACGGACUACCCCACUGCCUUGGUGAAGAUCAUACAAUUUGUGAUUAUAUAAGAAGAUUACUCAACUACGGAGCAUACACUUCCUGGAUUCAGAGAUUACUUGUACAGGCCCAGUACUGGCAUGAUCCACGAGCUGAAGAGGAGUUCUCGGAAAAAUCACUGUUCCUAGCAGAUAUUAACAAUCAAGGUGAGAAGAUGAACCCUGAGUAUCCUCUAAACCUGGAGAAACUAGAAAACCUUCUCCUUGUUAAGUUUUCCAGAGAUUCGAUGGUGGAUCCAAAAGAUUCUGAAUGGUUCGGAUGGUUUGAUCCAGCAGACGGUUUAACCAUCCUACCUUUCAACCAAACCAAACUCUAUACACAGGAUAGGAUAGGACUCAGGAAACUAGAUACGGUUUAG